AUGAUCGACCUCUCGCAACAGCAGCCAGAAUCAGCCGAGCCACCCGAGCCAAGCAUUGCUGACACACGAUGGCUGGAUGUCAAAAUCCUCAGUGCUGGCUUCUCCUUCUUUGUUGCCGGGGUCAAUGAUGGGAGCUUGGGCUCAUUGAUACCCUAUGUGAUUCGCUCAUACCAUGUGAGCACCAACCUUGUCGUCGUGGUCUACGUAUCAACUUUCGCGGGAUGGCUGGUGGCCGCCGUGACCAACAGCGCCCUCUGCCAAUAUCUCGGCCUCGGAGCCAUUCUUGCCCUAGGCGCAGCCCUUCAGGUACUCUCCCACGCCCUCCGAGCAUGGCUGCCCCCAUUUCCGCUUUAUGUUGUUACCUUCUUUCUCGCCAGUCUAGGGCAAGCGUACAAUGACACCCACGCCAAUACCUAUGUUGCUUCCGUCAAGGCCGCCCAUCGCUGGUUGGGGUUUAUCCAUGCCAUGUAUAUGGCAGGGUGCUUGGUCGGUCCGUUGGUGGCCACGGCGGUGGCAUCGGCGGGAACAACCACCCAGUGGAAUCUGUUCUAUCUGGCGCCCCUGGGCUUGGGGGUUCUGAAUCUGGUAUUCGUGAUGACGGCGUUUCACGAUCAGCUCACGACCAGGUCCGCUACUUUCGAUCCUUCACCAGAGAGGCCGCAAGAAGAUGCUCAUCCCGACUCCAAGAGCCACCGUGCUCUGGUUGAGAUCAAGAACACUCUGUGCGUGCCCACGGUCUGGCUUGCCAGUCUGUACUUCUUUUUCUUUCUCGGGGCGGCCAUUACCGCGGGAGGCUGGAUGGUUGAGUAUCUUGUCAACGUGCGGCACGGCAAUCUGGAUGCAAUGGGAUAUGUGCCCACCGGAUUCUACGGAGGCGCCUUCCUGGGCAGGCUGCUCCUGGCUGAGCCUACCUUCCGGCUGGGAGAACGGCGGAUGAUCUUCCUUUAUGCCGUACUGUGUGUGGGACUGCAACUAGUCUUCUGGCUGGUCCCGAACAUCAUUGUCGAGGCCGUGGCCAUCUGCAUUCUGGGUUUCUUUUCUGGGCCAUUCUUUGCCGCUGGUAUUUCGGUCGCCUCGAAGAUAUUCCCGGCAGAUGUUCGGAGUUCAGCAAUUGCAUUUGUCUUCGUGUUUGGUCAGAUCGGAGGCUCUUUGUUCCCAGUAUUGACCGGCAUUCUUUCUGCCCGCACGGGAGUCAAAGUCCUGCAGCCCAUGCUUGUGGCUUUGCUCUGCGCUACAGCCAUUAGCUGGCUUCUGCUGCCAAAGCCGCCCAAGCCACGCGACUAA
Aspergillus japonicus CBS 114.51 is the source of this 1284-nucleotide messenger RNA. RefSeq names its product putative MFS transporter. The transcript has 5 exons. The coding region runs from base 1 to 1284 and encodes 427 amino acids. Lineage: Eukaryota; Fungi; Ascomycota; Eurotiomycetes; Eurotiales; Aspergillaceae. Gene Ontology annotation, cellular component: membrane. Gene Ontology annotation, biological process: transmembrane transport. The record is from RefSeq and is a predicted model, not a curated record. Gene Ontology annotation, molecular function: transmembrane transporter activity.